Trichophyton verrucosum HKI 0517 is the source of this 954-nucleotide messenger RNA. RefSeq lists its product as uncharacterized. The record is from RefSeq and is a predicted model, not a curated record. The transcript is spliced from 2 exons. Bases 1 to 954 code for a protein of 317 amino acids. NCBI's taxonomy places the organism in Eukaryota, Fungi, Ascomycota, Eurotiomycetes, Onygenales, Arthrodermataceae.
AUGGCUGAAAUUGACGAAUACGAUGAGUUCGAGGAAUAUCUCUGGAUAGACUACGGAGAACCACAUUUCACUGAUGACAUGGCCAUGUUGGUAAAUCCGGACCCUGUCUUCAUAGACGACAGUUCGCUCGAGGAUGCGUUAGACAGUGAUACGGACUGGGAGGAAUAUCUUUCGGAUGAGUACUAUGACCAGGACAAGCCAGACAAGGUCCACCGUCAGAAGAAGAAAAUUGAGAGCAAGAAACCAGCUCAGUUUGACUCGGCUACGUUCUACGGCGUGUCAUGGUCUGCUGGCUCACCAUUGAAUAAUGAUGGGCCCCUGUAUCAACCUGGAGAGGGAGAGAAGGUGUCUCUCCUCAAGAAUUGGCGUGAAGUCUUCCAAGAGUCAAAACCAAAGACGAAGACAAGUGAAAAGCUGAAGCAAGAUGGAAGUAUCAGAGCAACAUUCCACGACCAUUUAUCGACACGAUUCCGUCGUAAUAGUGAACAGGGGGCAUUAGUCAACGAUAAUCUCAACCUCGGCAACAACAUGGAGACCGAUGGACUGUCUCGUCCAGUCUCCGGCCUCAAGACUUUUUUACUUGGUUCAAGCAUGUGGGCUGAGAAGAAAGGCCGUGACCAUCUUUUCAUGAAUAAUAAUGGACCACAGCUCAAAAAGGGCUCCUCGGCGCGUGCAGAGGCGAAACCUAACAAUAAUCUCGAUAUAAUACUGCCCCCUGCGCCAAAGAAUAUCGAAGAGUACAAAGAGAUCAUUACUACCGCGCCUCCGGUUACACAGAAGCGAGGACGGAAGAGAAAAGCAGAUGUGACUGUUGAGCAGACCACCCCUGACUUAGACUCUAACUCAGCCUCUGGUCUUACCAGGAGCUCGAAGCGUAAGAAGGCCGGCCAUACAAACGGCAUAAAAACCGCAACAUCUUCUCGGCCCAUACGAUCUUCAACAAGGCGGAAGUAG